ACGAUAUAAUGGCUGCAGCAAACAUGGUGACUGCUAUUUCAAGCAACGUGAGGCAUAUCCGCCCUCCCAUCGUCACUUACAAGCCAAACAUGUGGGGUCACAUUUUCUCAACAUUUUCUUACGAUCAUCAGCAAACAUGGUGACUGCUAUUUCAAGCAACGUGAGGACGCAUAUCCGCCCUCCCAUCGUCACUUACAAGCCAAGCAUGUGGGGUCACACUUUCUCAACAUUUUCUGACCAUCAUCAGGUGCAGGAGAAGUAUAGCAAGGAAAUGGAAGCAUUGAAGAAAGAAAUAAGAAGCAUGCUAAUGGCUGCCAAGUCUACCAAACUUAUGGUUUUGAUCGACCAAAUUGAGCGUUUGGGACUCUCAUAUCAUUUUGAGAUAGAAAUCGAAGAGAAACUCAAACAAGUUUAUGAUGCCGCAGACGAUUGCGACUUGUUCACUACUGCGCUUCGAUUUCGUUUGCUCAGACAACAUCAAUAUCAUGUUUCUUGCACUGUUUUCGACAAAUUUGUUGAGAAAGACUGCAAAUGGAUAGGAGACCGCCUUCGCAGCGACGUCGAAGGCAUCUUAAGUUUGUACGAGGCAGCUCAUGUCCGAAUUCGCGACGAAAAAAUAUUAGACGAAGCUUUGGAAUUCACAGUUGUUGAACUGAAUCAUAUGUUACCAACAUUAGAGUCUCCCACUAAAGAGAAAGUGCAGCAGGCUUUGAAGCACUCCAUUCAUAGGAGUCUUCCACUAUUGAAUAUCCGCUUUUACAUUUCUGUCUACGAAAGAGAUGGAACGACGAAUGGAUUGCUUCUCAAACUAGCCAAAUUGAAUUUCAAUUUCUUGCAGAAUAUCUACAGGAAAGAACUUGCUGAAAUUAUGAGGUGGUGGGAUAAAUUUGACCUAAAGAACAAAUUGCCAUAUGCAAGAGACAGAAUGGUGGAGUGUUAUCUGUGGGGCAAUGCGUUUCGCUACGAACCUCAAUACUCAUACCUUCGAGUAGUUGUUGCCAAAAACAUGCAACUUGCUACAAUUAUGGAUGACACCUAUGAUAAUUAUGGAACACUUGAAGAAGAUGACCUUUUUACUGAUAUGUUGGAGAGGUGGAAUUUGGAUGAGAUUGAUGUACUCCCAGAAUUUAUGAAAGUUGUUUAUAGAUUCAUUAUGAGUGUAUACGAAGAUUAUGUAGGUGAAGCUGAAAGGCAAGGAAAAUCCUUCGCAGUCCCUUACUAUAGAGAAACAGUGAAACAACUUAGUAGGGCUUAUAACAAAGAGCAGAAGUGGAUCAUGGAACGACAAAUGCCACCUUACGAAGAGUAUAUGACGAAUUCAGUGAUUACGAGUUGUAUGUAUGUGAUGUUCACAGCUCUUGUCCCUGGCAUGAAAUCUGUGAAUGAAGAAGCAGUUCAAUGGCUACUGAGUGAGCCCAAAAUCGUAAUUUCCAUUGCUAAGAUGGGUCGAACCCUCGACGACUUAGGCAGCCAUGAACGCGAGAAUAGAGAAGGAAAGCUGCCAACAGUGGUGGAUUGCUACAUGAAGGAUAAAGGUGUAUCAAAGCAAGAGACCAUUUCUGAGUUUGUGGAAAUUGUUGAGAAUGAAUGGAAGGAUAUAACUGCGGAGUGGGCUAAGGGAAGCUCUUUCCCUAAGGAAUUGGUGGAGCAACUCUUGAACUAUGGCCGCAUAGCUGAGAUCACUUACAAUAACAAACAAGACUGCUACACUGACCCAGAAAAGUAUUUGGGGCCAUUGAUUGCAGCUCUUUACACGGAUCCUCUUCUCAUUUGAUUAUGCAUCGUCUUUCUCGGUUUACUAAAUGCCCAUCUUCUAAAGAUUGAGCCAUAUCUUUUUAUUUAACUAUAUGUUAUGAUAUGAAUAAUGCUGGUCGAUGUGUGGAUC
Salvia miltiorrhiza (redroot sage) is the source of this 1885-nucleotide messenger RNA. RefSeq names its product gamma-cadinene synthase-like. NCBI's taxonomy places the organism in Eukaryota, Viridiplantae, Streptophyta, Magnoliopsida, Lamiales, Lamiaceae. The record is from RefSeq and is a predicted model, not a curated record. Gene Ontology annotation, molecular function: magnesium ion binding; terpene synthase activity. The transcript has 8 exons. Gene Ontology annotation, biological process: diterpenoid biosynthetic process. Bases 137 to 1774 code for a protein of 545 amino acids.